AACUCCUCAAAACCACCCACAAGGGCCGUGGGGAACGGCCGGGACACAGCCCGGGAGCAACCCCGGGGAAACGCCCGGGAGCAGCUGCGGUCGGGAACGCGCACCUUGCGCGGGGGCCGGGCUGGGCCGGGCCGGGCCGGGCCGGGCCGGGAUGGGGCGGGCGGGCCGCGGGCCCCGCCCCGAGCCCGGGCAGCCGCGCCGAGCAGCGCCGGCAGCAUGAGGAGCGGCGCCGCCGCCGCAGCCGCCGAGACCGCGGGACAGCCGGAGCAGGAAUAACAUGUGUGGAAGUACUGGCUGUUGUUGAUCACCUGUACCCCAGCACAAGAGCUCCAGCUUAAUCAUUCUCCUCCAGCUCUGCUCUCAGAACAUGGGGGAAAACGAUGAUGAAAAAUACAAUCAAGCUGGCCAGAUAUUUGAAAACUUUGUGCAAGCAUCAACAUGCAAAGGCACCAUUCAGGCCUUCAAUAUUCUCACUCGCCAACUUGAACUGGAUCCUUUGGACAAUAGAAACUUUUACACCAAACUGAAAUCCAGAGUGAACACAUGGAAGGCCAAAGCUUUGUGGAACAAGCUUGAUAAAAGAGCAAGUCACAAAGAGUAUAAACGUGGGAAGUCUUGUAUGAACACUAAGUGUUUAAUUAUUGGAGGUGGCCCCUGUGGCCUGCGGACUGCCAUUGAACUUGCCUUCCUGGGAGCCAAGGUUGUGGUCGUGGAGAAGAGGGACACUUUCUCAAGGAACAAUGUGCUGCAUCUCUGGCCCUUCACCAUCCACGACCUCCGGGGACUGGGAGCGAAGAAAUUUUAUGGGAAGUUCUGUGCAGGAUCUAUUGAUCACAUUAGUAUUCGACAGCUUCAGCUCAUCCUCUUCAAAGUUGCACUCAUCCUGGGAGUGGAAAUUCACGUGAACCUGGAAUUUGUGAAAGUCCUGGAGCCUCCUGAAGAUCAAGAAAACCAAAAGACAGGUUGGAGGGCUGAGUUUCUCCCCAUGGAUCACCCUUUGUCAGAGUAUGAAUUUGAUGUUAUCAUUGGUGCAGAUGGCCGCAGGAACACGUUAGAAGGCUUCAGGAGGAAGGAAUUUCGUGGAAAGCUGGCCAUUGCAAUCACUGCCAAUUUUAUAAACAGAAAUACAACUGCAGAAGCCAAGGUAGAAGAAAUUAGUGGGGUUGCUUUCAUCUUCAACCAGAAGUUCUUCCAGGACCUGAAAGAAGAAACAGGGAUUGACCUGGAGAAUAUUGUUUACUAUAAGGACAGCACGCAUUAUUUUGUGAUGACAGCAAAAAAGCAGAGUCUUCUGGACAAAGGAGUGAUUAUUAAUGACUCCAUUGACACCGAGCUGCUGCUCUGUGGGGAGAAUGUGAACCAGAGCAAUUUGCUGUCCUAUGCCAGAGAAGCUGCUGACUUUGCAACCAACUACCAGCUGCCUUCCUUGGAUUUUGCAAUUAAUCACUAUGGGCAGCCAGAUGUGGCAAUGUUUGAUUUUACCUCCAUGUAUGCAUCUGAGAACGCUGCGCUGGUGAGAGAGAGGCACAGGCAUCAGCUCCUGGUGGCCCUUGUUGGAGACAGCUUGCUUGAGCCCUUCUGGCCGAUGGGCACUGGCUGUGCCAGGGGGUUCCUGGCUGCCUUCGACACGGCGUGGAUGGUGCGGAGCUGGGCGCAGGGCAAGCCCCCGCUGGAGAUCCUGGCUGAGAGAGAGAGCAUUUAUCGACUCUUGCCUCAGACGACCCCUGAAAAUAUUAAUAAGAACUUUGACCAGUACACCAUCGACCCAGGAACAAGAUACCCCAACUUGAACUCGAGCUGUGUUCGACCUCACCAGGUGAGGCAAUUAUAUGUUACCAAUGAGCUGCAUCAGUGUCCUCUUGAAAGGGUGAGCUCCAUCAGAAGAUCAGUGAACCUCAGAAGACAAGAGUCAGAUAUUCGGCCAAACAAGCUUUUGACAUGGUGCCAGAAACAGACAGAGGGGUACAGGAACGUGAAUGUCACUGACCUGACCAGCUCCUGGAAAAGUGGCCUUGCCCUGUGUGCCAUCAUCCAUCGCUUCAGGCCUGACCUCAUAGACUUCGAGGCGCUGGCGGAGGACGAUGCCGUCAGGAACAACCAGCUGGCGUUCGACGUGGCCGAGCAGGAGUUCGGGAUCCCGCCGGUGACCACGGGCAGGGAGCUGGGCUCGGCCGGGGAGCCCGACAAGCUGAGCAUGGUGCUGUACCUGUCCAAGUUCUACGAGCUGUUCCGGGGCACCCCGCUGCGCGCUGUAGACGCUGCUGAGAAGCAAAAUGGAGAGAAUAAUGAUCUUGGUUCAGCAAAAUCAUCGAAUUUCAUCUUUAAUAAUUAUAUCAAUUUAACUUUGCCAAGAAAACGAGUACCAAAGGCUGAAGGGAAAGCAGAAGAAAAUGAGACAAACAAGAGGCGUCGGAAAGGACUCUGUGGUGCCUUUGAGCAGACUGCAGUCUUGGAAAACCAGGGGACAAACAAUGGGAAGGAAGAGAGUGAUGGCUCUGUCAGAGAAGGACUGAACCAGAACAAAGUCAAAUCAAUGGCAACUCAGCUGCUGGCAAAGUUUGAAGAGAACACUUCCAAUACAACUCUGCGGAGACAGGGCUCUCUGCGAAAAGAAUUCCCCAAGUCCAUCGGGGGGAGCGACAUUUGUUAUUUCUGCAAGAAGCGGGUGUACGUGAUGGAGCGGCUGAGUGCAGAGGGGCACUUCUUCCACAGGGAGUGCUUCAAGUGUGAAGUGUGUUCCACCACCCUCCGCCUAGGAAUCUAUGCCUUUGAUGUUGAGGAAGGUAAAUUUUACUGUAAACCUCAUUUUACACACUGCAAAACCAGUACAAAGCACAGAAAGAGAAGGGCAACAAUACAGAUCCAUGGACAGGAGGCGCUGGACGCGUGGAAGAAGGUGGAAGCCAAGGCCACAGAGAUCAGCACAGAAAGCACUCUGUCCACUGCUAGCAGCCCAGAGGACAGGUCCCCAGGUAUCCUGACUUCCUUCUUGGGGGGCGCGCUGAGCUGGCCCCUGCGGGCGACCAGGGAGCUGCUUGCCAUCCCCAGCCGCCUGGCUGACUGGCUGCACGGUGUCCUGCAGGCUGCCCAGCUGCAUUUCAGGGACAAUGCCUAUAACUAUGCCUACCUGUACGAACUGCUGAGCCUGGGGGUGCCUCUGCUGUGUGCCCUGCUGGAGGUGCUGGCUCUCAUGUACCGCGAGGCAGGGCUCUCCCUGGAGAGCCUGCUCGAGCGGCUGCGGCGCUGCUGCGGCCUCUGAGCCGUGCCUCGCUCCCUGCUGCCUUGCAGGUUCUCAGAUGUGACAGCCUGGCUGGUUUGUUUCUCCAGGGGGGGGUUUGGUUUUUGAUUUUGGAGGGUUUUCUUUUCUGCUUUACGUGACUUCGUUGAAUGGUGGGUUCCUUCUGACAGAGGCGAGGUGCAAUCGGAAUUUUCAACAUAAGAUGUACUGUAUGUUAGAGCAUGAAGGACAGUGUCCAAACAUUUCCAGAACAUGCACUCAGAUGAAGGAUAUUUUCUUGAUUAUUUCCCCCCUCUUUUAUUCUGUGAUCAGACCAUUGGAGGAGAUGGUACAUUUUGAAACCUAGCUUUUUUCCCUAGCUUUUUUCUUCUCUUUUUUUUCAGUUAGACCAAGAAAGAAUGUGUGUUCUUUCAGGAAUAUUUCUGACAAAUGACUGGGUUUUGAAACCUGAGUAUGGCACAUAGCUUUUUAUUUUUUCCUUGCUUUCAUCUUUGCUCUAGCUUGUGAGGUUUAUAAUUUAACAUGAAUGUGUUUCAAAAAAAUAAUGUACAUAACUCACGUUGCUCCUAGUCAUGCCUUUUACAUUGCUUGUGAAGGGUACCUUUUGUUGAUAAUGGGUAUUAUCUGUUCUACUAAUUUAUUUGAAGAGCAAGUGAUAGGAAGUGAGGGAAGGCUUGACUGAAAUUUUAAAUCUAAGGAGCUGGUAGGAAGAAGUAGACCAGACAUUCCUCAAGUCAAAGCUUCCUCAUGUGGUGGCUGGUAUGAGGAAUAUCAAUUUAUGGAGGGCUCCUCUGUAACUGAAGUCACUCCUGUUGUGCCUCUAGGCAGGCACUGCUCCCAGUGUCUUGGAUUUUUUUAAAAAUACAGGUUUAGAGCAAACACCAAAACUCUGUAAAAGUAUUCUUAGGCAAUAACUCCUUACUUGGGUAAUUCAUUUCAAUGUGUGCAGCUGGAAAGGUGAAAUUCUAUUAUCUGGAGCAGCAAAUGAGUAAAUUCCUUUCAGAUGUCCCUCAAAAAGGUCUACCUUAAUCUGUUAAACAGCAAGGACAGUGACAUCCCAAUGCUCAUUACUUUCAGCCUAGUUAGCCAGCCAGGUAAGCGUGCUCCCUGCCUUUCAAGUACUUAUUUAUACUCAGAAGUUUACCAGGAAAUAGGUAAAUCCUUAAACAUGGCAAUGUGUGUAGCCUAAAAUGAAAAGCAUCUAUUUGUAGCCAGAAGAAUGUGGCAUACACAAUAGGAAAUAGUGUUGCACUCAGUUGGUACCAAAACUGAGGAUCACCUGCCAGUGGUCUCAAAUAACUGUGCUGCCUAUGGGCUGGCAGGUCUUGGUGUUUAUUGUUUUGUUUUGUUUUGAUUUAAUAUAAUGUGGGAAAAGAUGAUUGGAAUUGUUUUGCCUCUUAGGUAUGAAAAGGAAAUGUGUCUGCUGUUUAAAAUAAAUUGACAAACUGGAUCUUUUUUCUAGAUAGUUUGACUUUCUUUAAACUAUGAGGAUGAGCUUUUCACAUUUUAGAGUGGUUAUGUAUUUUGGGAGAGAAAUUGUUAUUUUGAUGCACAGAACUUGAAAAAGUGCUUAAAGAAAAUUGUUAGACAUAAGGUAGAAUUCCUUUGCAAAAAUUGCCAUUAAUGCUCAAACAUGUAUUCAGCCAAACUUUGCUACAACAUUGAGUGGACACAGCAAUAAUUGCAAUAAUUGCAGUUACUCAGUGGCCCAUCUGUAUAUAUGGAAUGUAUCUGCACCUUUCUUACAGCAUUUAAAAAACCUGACUUGGAAACACUGUAUUAUUUUUAAUUAUUUGCUAAUGAUAGUAACUGCUUCCCCCUAAAAAGGAGACAGUCUGCAGUGUGCUUGCUCCUGCAACACAGCAAACUGCUGAGUGGUCAAGUUUCCAAAUUUGGGCUGCCAUCAAUUUUGGUUUCAGUUUGUCAAUAGGAGAGUCUUUAGGAACACUUCUUCCUAAAGUUUUCUCCUGCUGUUUACUAUGGCAGAGUGAGCAUAAUGGUAAAUGUAGAGAAAAUGGUGAUACAUUAAGAAACUUGGAAAUCUCUGGCCAAUGAACUUAAACCAAAUGAAUCUUACUAGUAGAAAGUGUAAAAAUAAGAUUAAAAAAAAAAAAUUAAAAUAUGGGAUUGGUUUUAUACAGAUUUGUAUAAUGGGGCAUAAAUCCCUACAAUUCCACAACAGAAUUCAGGAACUUGCAUGGUGAAAAUGUUUUUAAUUACCAUGCACUGGGAUUUUGCAGGUUAUUCUGUUGGAAUCACUUUAAUUGGUUAACUUUUUUUGACUUUUCAUCUUACUGUUCUGCUAGUAAUACUCAUACCUGCUUGUCCUGGUCGAUAAUUGAAUGAAGAAAAGGCAGUUUCAUUUGGCCAGUUGUUCUCUGUACCAAUGUAAUCUUCCUGAUGCUUUCCUACAUAACCAAGUGAAGUUCUGUGUUUUCUUCCCUGCUGUCUUCUCUGCCAAUCUCCCUCAUUGCUUUUAGUCCAAUUCAACAUUCCGGUGCUGCCCCAGCUCACUGGCUGAAGCCUUUCUGCUCUCAGGUGAUUUUUUUUUUUCCAGUUCCAAAAUUACAUGACUAACCCUGUUGUUUGACAUCAUUUCAUUGUGUGUUUUGGGUUUUGUGUUGUUGUUUUGUUUUUUUUUUUUUUUAACUGUUGGAGCAAUCUGUGUGUCUGGUAUAUUAAUGGAGCUUUGGCAUGAUUAUUUAACCUGUUGCUGAGUUCACAGUUCUAGAAAAAAAUGUCUGUGCUCUUUGUAGGGAAUGUUUUUCUCUCUGUGUCUGUGCAUGUGCGCUUCCCUGUGCCUUUAAGGUAAGUUAGGCAAGCAAAGGGUUUCUUGAAACAACCUGUUAAGGCCUUACUUCUUCCAGAGAGCUGUGAAGGAAAGGUUUAAAAUAAGGCCAGGGUGUGAUUACCCAGCUGAUUCUCCAGGUUAAUCUGUUUGCAUGGAGCUCACACAUUCCCUGAGCAAGCAGUGUCAGAGCAUUCCCUGCUUUCCUACUGGAAAAGUCUGGUACAAAAGGUUCUGCAGAAAAAAAAAGCCAAAACCAAGCAAAUCAUAACCCUCCACCCCAGCUGACAUAUUUAGGCAGGCCUAACAGUGCAUGUGGUUCUGGGGCUAAGCUGGUUUUAUUCCCUUGGUUGGUACUCAUGGAUGGGUUUCUCUUCACCACCCCUCUCCACCACCAGCCCCCACCAUGAUUUUGUAUUUUGUACAUGAUUUCCAGCUGGUGUAAUCACCAGGGGACAGUCUGGAAGGGGAGAUGAAUCCCAGCAAGAACCAAGGGUUCAGGCUGACCAGCAAGUGCACUGAGCCUGGCUGAUGUGGUCCUGACCCAGCUGGGGAUCCCUCUCAGAGGGAAGGGCUUGAACUGAUCUUAGGAGCAGUUUUAGGAGGGCCAGCCAUCCUCUGCCAUCUGCCCCAAUUUCCCAGCCUCAGGCAGCCUGCUCCUUAUCCUGCUGGUCUGUACAUUUGCAUGACUCAGCCAACAGUAUUUAUUUGUGUGGGUAUCCUAAAAUGACUUGAGGGCUCUGCAGGUCCCCAUGCUGUGCCCACACAGAAUCUCUCAGUGUUUCCAACGUCACUUCCUGCACACAUGGCUGGGAUGUGACUCCCAGUGUAUUUCAGGGCUGCAGUGUGUUCUUACAAAGCUCAGCAUGCUUUAAUAUGAAGGUCAUGACAUGAAGGUCUGCCAUUUCAAACCACUUCCUAUUGCUGUGUUUUUUACUCUCUGUUGCAGAGUCUUCCUUGUUCUUCCUGCCCAGUGAGGAUUCUGUCCUUCUCCUCCUAAAUCUUCUGUCUUCAUUUUACUUGAUAAUCUUAACUGAAUAUUUUUAUGAAGUAGUUUUUAACUCUGUAUUUAAAUUUUCACAUGAAGUUCUGUAUUUUGCACACGACAAAAAUUGUUCUAGCUUUAUUUAUGAUAUCUGCUGUAAACAAAAAUAAAUGUAGUUCUUUAUAAGUC
This is a messenger RNA of Oenanthe melanoleuca, 7200 nucleotides long. It is a transcript of the gene MICAL2, whose product is annotated as microtubule associated monooxygenase, calponin and LIM domain containing 2. The transcript has 19 exons. Gene Ontology annotation, molecular function: FAD binding; protein binding. NCBI's taxonomy places the organism in Eukaryota, Metazoa, Chordata, Aves, Passeriformes, Muscicapidae. The record is from RefSeq and is a predicted model, not a curated record. The coding region runs from base 368 to 3259 and encodes 963 amino acids.